AUGGGCCCUCCUUCUGUGCCUUCAGCGUUGUCCAUAAUUAGCCCUCAUGCUGCCUCAGGCUCUGGGCGCCCAUGGGGGCAGGGCACGGGCACGGGCAGGUGCUCACACCGAUGCCCUUCCUCCGCUCUCGUCUCUCCUGGGCUUCCUGGGGGGGCCCUUGCUGCUACGGCCAGAUCCGCCUCGGAAUCCUGGUCGAAACGCGGCUGGGGAGAGGCCCAGGUAAUUCUCGCAGAACCGGCGUCUCUCUGUGCCCCUAAGGUGCGGUUCGGCGCUGCCGUAAUCGACCGCCCGCCGCCCCCGGCAGACCUGGAGGAGGGCAACGGCAACGAGACGUUCGAGAUCCGGUACCUGUCGGACGAGGAGCGCAGCUACUACGUCAAGUCCUGGCUGCUCAUGGCGUCCCUGGAGGAGAAGAACAUGUCCGCAAGCGCCCUGGCGUUCCGCAACCAGCGCAUGUACGCCGGGAGGAGCCGAUUCGCCCUCGGCGUCUUCUUGGAGGACCGGCUGCAGGCUCUCGCCACCUGCGAGGAGCGCGCGGACAUCGGUGAGCUGAAGACCCCAGCCGGCGAGCUGCUCGUGCGCGCCCUCGCCGAGCUGGCCAGGGCGACCAAGUGCAGAGCCGAUUUCGAGCCGCUGAAGGGCACUUGCGCGCAGAUCGUGGGAUCCGGUGUGCACUCCUCGCUGGCUGACGCCCAGGGAGCCGUGCUCAUCGAGCCGGGGGGCCAGCUGGUGCCUUCUUGGGGUGGCGGCCGCGUGGGCGCGGGCGCGGGCGUUGAGAGGCUGAAGGCCCCAGCGGCAGCGAAAGAAGGCGAGCAGUACUAUUUGCGGCUGCUCUUGCGGAGCGUCUCAGGCAGCGAAGCAACCUCGUGGGAACACCUGGCUCGAUCCACCGACGACCGCGCGCCGCCGUCCUUCCAGGGCCACGCGCGACUGCUUGGGCUUCUUGCAGACGACGCCGAAGCUCUCAACGCAUUGACAGAGGCAUGCCGCAUCGUUCGAAGCCUCUCACGCAUCUGCGAGAUGUUUGCGCAAUUCCUGGUGUGGAUGGGCAUCAACGAUAAAGCUGCUUUUUGGACGUCCUUCCUCCUGCUCCUAAGUGAACGCCAUCAGACGACGGAUUCCUCGACCGCCUACCGAGCCGUGGGCGAACACUUGGCCAUGCGCGGGUGCUUCAUGUCGGAUUUCGCCGUGCCACCGCCGUCGCCCAAUGCUGCAUUUCCGCCUGCGGAGCGCGCCGCCCAAGAGUAUGCCAGAGAGCUGCGUUCACCAGAAGAGAUCUGCAAAGAAAUGGAUGCGUUCGACAGCCUUUCUCUGAACGACGAUCAACAGGCCAUCUUCGACUUCGCGCGUGAUCGCGUCGACGGCUGCAAGGGCGACGCUGCUGCGGACGUGACCUACAUCGACGGCCCUGCAGGAAGGGGCGAGACGCAUGUGUACAAGCAAAUCCUCCACUACGUACGCAUGACCGGCCGUGUCGCACUUGCAGUCGCGAUGUCCGGCGUCGCCGCUUUGCUACUCCCUGGCGGUCGGACGGCGCAUUCCCGGUUGCCUGUUCCUAUUCCCUUGGAAGGAUACAAGGCCAACGUGAAGCCUCAAUAUGCUGCAGCACGGCUUAUACGAGAUGCAGCCGUCAUUAUUUGGGACGAAGCCUCCACAGCAUCCCGUGCCAUGUUCGAAGCUGUCGACUCUUGCCUCCGGGAACGCUUCCACGACCAACGGCCUUUUGGGGGGAAGGCUGUCGCGCUCGGCGGCGACUUUCGACAAGCCCCGCCCGUGCUUCGGUGCAUCGGACGAGACGCUGUGUUCAGCCACACCUUGGCCGCCCUGCCUUGGUGGGAUUCGCCCCAUGUGCGAAAAUUUCGCCUGCGUCGCAGCGCGCGCGCGGACCUCGACUAUGCGUUCGCAGCCUUUUGUUUACGCGUGGGAGGCGGCGACUGCGACGGCCCCCCGCCCCCCCGCGUCGACGCCCCUCUUGACGUUCUCGCGCCCCCCGACUGGGCACCGCCGGCCAUGAUGGACUGGGUUUACGAGGGAUUCGACCAGGCCGCCCCCGCUCAGUGGCACCAGUGCUAUGCCGCUCGCGCCGCUGUCACGCCGACGAACGAAGCUGCGGAUUACCUCGAUGGCCUCGCGCGCGAGAGACUGCCCGCGGACGCCGAACUCGCGCCCCGCAGCCGCGACGCCGCUUGCGCCGAAGUCGACCGCGGGGACACCUGCACGCCGGAGAUGGACGGGCUGGACAUGCAGCAGCAGUUCAUCCGCAACAACUUGGGCCCUGUCAGGCCGGAUAUCGCUGCCGCUAAGAACCCCAUGGCCGAGCUUGCUUACAAGGCCUUCAGCAUCGUGGACAAGCAGAUGCUCAGCAUUGUCGACCUCGACUGCUGCGACAAGUUGGUCCUGCUCGGUGGCAUCCAGGUGAACACUCCGGAUGGCUUCCCCGACCACUUCGCCCCCAUGCGGCUCAGAGCUUGGCUGGCAUAA
Prorocentrum cordatum is the source of this 2481-nucleotide messenger RNA. NCBI's taxonomy places the organism in Eukaryota, Dinophyceae, Prorocentrales, Prorocentraceae. The record is from the annotation of a GenBank genome assembly.